ACCUCUUCCACUAACAGGCUCUCACUCGCGAUAUAGCUCCUCACAGCUUGCAAGAAGAGUGACCCAGUAGAGUAGAGCUCAAGCGACAAAGAGCCCCUCUUCGUAGGACUGUUCAGAGAAACCGGGCUCAAAAAAGCAGGGCUCGGAUCCUGUAACGCCCUGCGUAUAGUUCUCUGGCUUGACAUUAGUUCCCGCACCAACUUGGACAGCACUCGAUUUCGGGCGAAAGAUGAUCUCUCUACUGCAUGUGAUGUCCUACGCGGGGGCUCUUGCGGCUUUUCUGUUUGUGACGCUGUCACUCGCUUCCGGCUUGUUAUGGCUCGCAGAGCUGAUAGAGGAACACUCCAAGUUUGCAAAGGUGAUUGGCAUGCGUGCAAUCUACGUCAUCAUUGUCCUCCACGUCAUCCUCAUCUUCACUGACUCCCUUCCAAUCUUACCCACCCUCCUAUCCAUCACGGCCCACCUCGUCUACCUCACCAACUUUACACCCACAUGGCCAUUCAUCUCUUUGACAUCGCCCAAGUUCAUCGCUUCGUGCAUCCUCGUCGUGGCCGACCACUUUACCUGGUUCUUCCACUUUGCAGCGAAGGCUCAAGAAGCCAAAAGAUUCCGCGGCGCAAGGUAUCGAUAUGGGUCCAAUGGGAAGAAUGAUGAGGGACCAGUCUUCAUUGACGUCGCUGCUUUCUUUGCGAUCUGCGUCUGGGCAGUGCCUCUGUUUCUGUUUUUGAGCCUAAGCGCGAAUGAUAAUGCCCUGCCGUCGUUUGGUGACGCCUCGGCUCCCCCAUCACCCUCUGGACGCCACAUCGAUCUCUCGACCCCUGGCGGUACUCCUGUUGGACCCUCUCAUCGCCAAAUACGAGCCCAAAGUUCCACCUCACUCGUCAAAUCUCUGCUUGUCCCUCUCGUUUCUCUCCUUCCCCGUUUGAGAUCCCGGAGGAAGAACGACGAAGGACUCAUUGCGCCUCGUACCCCUAUUCGUGGCUCCCCCGUCCAUUCGCCAAUAGCCAUGCCACAAUCAUACUUCCCUUGGGACGGCAAUUCGCCUAAUCUGUCCUCGACCAAUUCCCCGCGAUUGGGCUCUCUGAACCCCGACGUCGCUCGCACAAUGUCACGGACACCGCCUCCCCCGAGACGUGUUCAGAGUGAUGCGUUCGUUCAUGGAACAGGGCUGAAUCCAAGAGGAAUAGCGACGAGAGAUGGACGGCCCGUAUUCCCUGAUUCCGGUAUCGCAGGUGAAGAUAUUACUGUUGAUGGAGUCUCGAAACGCUUGGGAUUGGGAGGUCUGGGAAUAGGACAUGUCGGCACAUCUUCGCCCGGCCGAUCGGCCAGUAGCAGCGCUCGUAUGGAGUCUCCUUCCAUGAGCCUAGGCUCUUCGGGAGCCGUGGGCAAUGCAGAAAUCGUGGAUGCUGGCGUGACGAAACGAAAGAAUGAUUAAAAUGAAAGAAAUCAAGGGGGAGGAGGAAUAGGAGGAGGAGUAAGGGGACAUUCUGUAUCUUUUAUCUGUGCAUUACAUGGC
Molecule: messenger RNA, 1516 nt
Organism: Kockovaella imperatae
Lineage: Eukaryota; Fungi; Basidiomycota; Tremellomycetes; Tremellales; Cuniculitremaceae
Product: transmembrane adaptor Erv26-domain-containing protein
Exons: 4
Coding region: 230-1435 (401 amino acids)
Biological process (GO): endoplasmic reticulum to Golgi vesicle-mediated transport
Cellular component (GO): Golgi membrane; endoplasmic reticulum membrane; COPII-coated ER to Golgi transport vesicle
Molecular function (GO): COPII receptor activity
Source: RefSeq, a predicted model, not a curated record